Molecule: messenger RNA, 4653 nt
Organism: Xiphophorus hellerii (green swordtail)
Lineage: Eukaryota; Metazoa; Chordata; Actinopteri; Cyprinodontiformes; Poeciliidae
Product: gastrula zinc finger protein XlCGF57.1-like
Exons: 3
Coding region: 2306-4018 (570 amino acids)
Biological process (GO): regulation of transcription by RNA polymerase II
Cellular component (GO): chromatin; PcG protein complex; transcription regulator complex
Molecular function (GO): DNA-binding transcription factor activity, RNA polymerase II-specific; RNA polymerase II cis-regulatory region sequence-specific DNA binding
Source: RefSeq, a predicted model, not a curated record
UAAGUAAUGUACAUAUGUUAAAAUAUAACAAAGUACUUCCAGUGGUGAUAUAUAGUAUUUGUUUACUGUAUGUAAUGUCUCGUCCAGGUCAGAGGACAAAAAAUACAAAAGGUCUGAUUGUAACAUUCAUGAAUCUCUCUGGUACAUGUUGCUUGUAUUGUGUUCUUACUUGUAUCGGGUUGAGGGUCCAGAAAUGGUACUCAAGUAAAAGUAGUGUUAUCUUACAAUAAUGUUAUUCAAGUACAAGAAAAAUAUAUCGUGUUACUCAACAAAAAUUUUCUCAAAAAGUUCUCAAAUACAACCAGUUACUGCCCAUCUGUGGUCAUGUUCUCUGGUUUUUAGACUUUUAAAACAAUUUUCUUACUGUAGCAGUAAAGUUUCACUCUUAGUUGUAAAUAAAACCAUUUAGGUUACACAUUAUGUUUGAAACAGAAGCAAAAACAAACUAAACUCCCUCUGGAAAGUUUCCAGCUAGAGGCGGAACUCAAGGGGCGGUCAGUGUUCCUGGUUGAACGCCGUUGAACGUACAUCCGGCGGAAGUAAAUAAUAUUGCGCUAGCAGCGUUAGCCUCUGUCUAUCGUGUUUUUUGCUGCUUGAACUGAAUCUAUCAGUGUACUGGACUCUUGGGAAACAGGUGGAGAACCGAACCCGGUCCGGAAGAACAAGGUGGUUUAAUUGCGGGCGGUUCCGAUGAGCUAACGGAACCGAGAGGAGGAUCAAGGAUCUAGUUACUGCUGCGGAGGAAACAGAAGGUAUCCGUGUUUAUUGCCUUUUCUUUCCUUUUUUUACUGGGAUAGAAAUGAAAACUGCAGAUACAUAAUCAGAAUAAAUAAUAACCCAGCAGAUGUUAAAGCAGAAACAGGAAUAUUUCAGCUUCGCCCCCAGGAGGUGUUUCAGAUCUACUCCCUAUCCUCUGCGCCUGAGGCCGAUGUUUGUAGAAGCUAGAAAGAUGCCUGAUUAAAACACAAGGCCGAUAACUGAAUUUAUUAUAUAAAAGGUGGGAUUGUGUUAUUUGCAGGGAAAAUAUUAAAUUUUAUUGAUAAUUCAGUUGUGUAUUUGCAGUACUGUGAAUAUUUUUCCGUUCUUGCUGUUUUCUGUAAGUUACAAGUUUCUGUUCAUUUAACAAAUUGUAGCAAGAGAGAAUCCGGUUUAAAAGAUGGCUUUAGUACUAUCUGGGGAAACGGCUGCCGUACGUAAGUUCCCAUCAUACUAAGUCACAAUUUUACGGCAGAGACUUUAAAAUAAGAUAAUAUAAAUAUCUACAGCAGAGGCCACAAGUUUACAUACAGCCAAUAAGAAACGCGUGCACCUUUUUCCCUCCCCGCCUGAAGUGAAAUCAGAUCAAACGUCUCUUGUUUUAGCUAUAAGGAGCAAAAUGUUUGGGACUCCUGACUCCAUCCAUGAUGUUUUUAAAGAGGGCUAAAUAAAAGAACAGAUGGGAAGCAGGACUGUAAUUAGUUUUAUAAAAAUGAAUGACUGACAACAUGAAGGUCAAACAUGGAUAUAAACAUAAAUACAUAAAACACAAAUAAUUCAGACUAAUUUUUAGUCUGUUUGCUUUCUUUUCUAAAGCUUCAUUGUGUAACUUUUUCAUUUAAAGUGUUUUCACAAAUAUGAAAAGUGUCAUCACUUUGUGACAGUAUCAUAUGAGACAGGUAAUAUGUGGGGGGAAAAAUUGUUGGCUGUCAAUCAAGCUCAUGUAUGCGCUGCUAAAUGUGCUCGGACGAGAAACAAUUUACCCGUCCAGGAAAACAGUUUAUCCUCCGUCAUCAGUGGCUAUGCUAACAAGCUGUAGCAUUCAUGACGGGCUCUGUUGUAGUGAACCAGCUGUAGCAUAGCUUAGAGAAGAGAGAGAGGGGGUGGGGGUGAGCAGCAUGUACAUGUGAGUUAUUAACAGCGCUAAGGCCCUCCUGGUCCUGGUUGGUAUUUCUGCUGUUAGCACUGGGAGGAGGCAGGCGAGUUUGAUUUCCUGUCAGUGUCCUCUUCAGAAGCUGGAGCAGCGAAAUCCUUUCUGCCAUUUUUUUCUCUCCCAUCCAGGGUCUUUUGUGUCCCUUAUAUGAAAAUAGGCUGACAGGAAAGGAGGAAGGAGAGGGAGGAAGACAUGCAGUAAAUGUCUCCGGGUCCGGGAAUGGAACCCGCGACGGCCGUGUCGAGGACUCAAGGCCUCCAAACGAUCCUGUUAACAAGAAGAACUUCCUGUGUCUGAACAUCAACUUCCUGUGUUUUGAAAUGAUCUAAGAAGAAAAAAUCCCAUCUCAGCUCUGAGAGACUCUACUGUUGACCCAAAGAUCCCAGAUGACCAGAGAUGAAUAAGGAACAGGAGGAACCAGAACCACAGCAGACGAGGGAGACCAAGAAGGAACCAGAAGCUCAACUCAGUGAGGAAGAAGAGGAUGAAGGGUUGCUUGUAGUGAAGCAGGAGAGCAGCAGCUCUGUGGUGAGCCCUGCUGACCUGGGAAAAGUCCAUAUGGAUCUGGAACCAGAGCAGACGAUGGAGAUGAAGGAGGAGCUGGAGGACAUCUGCUGCUAUCAGCAGGUUGUGGUGAAGGAGGAGACCGAAACCUUCAUGAUACCAGUCCAUGACACCAUGGACCCAGAACCAAACCAGAACCAGUUCUCUCCUGAAGCCCACAACGCAUUCAGAGCCCAGACAGACCAGAACCCACCUGAGAGAUGUUGGACGCCCAGGAGUCAUGAGGACAACUCAAAGUCAAAGAGACGUAAGGCAGAUGUGUCCUGUGAUGUGUGUGGUAAAAGUUUCAGGCAGCACAGGUACUUGAUUGCUCACCUGAGGACUCACACAGGUGAGAAGCCUUUUUCAUGUCAGUCUUGUGGGAAAAGUUUCCUCAGGCAGCCGGACCUGACUCUGCACAUGAAAACCCACACCGGCGAGAAGCCCUUCCAAUGUCCAGUGUGUGGUAAAGGUUUCAUCCAGAAAACCACCUUAAGUUACCACAUGAGAACGCACACAGGAGAGAGGCCACACAGCUGUGAAUUUUGUGGAAAAUCCUUCAUACAGAGGAGUGAUUUGACUUGCCACCUUAGGACUCACACAGGUGAGAAACCGUAUCAGUGUGAGGUGUGUCAGAAAUCUUUUGGACACAGCAGUGACUUCACUCGUCACAGGAGGACACACAUGGCUGAGAAACCUUUCUCAUGUGUGACCUGUGGGAGAGCCUUUAACAAGCAAUCUAAGCUGAGUUGUCACCUGAGAGUUCACGCAGGCAGUAAGACGUAUUCCUGUGAGUCGUGUGAUAAAUCUUUCAGGCGGAGUUGUGACUUUGUGCGUCACCUGAGGACUCACACAGGAGAGAAACCAUUUAACUGUGAAUUGUGUGACAAAUCUUUCAGACAAAAUGGUGACCUGACACGUCACAUGAGAACUCACACAGGUGAGAAGCCAUCUUCAUGUUCAGUGUGCGGUAAAAGCUUCAGUGAGUACAGCAGCAUGCUCAGACAUAUGAGGACUCACACUGGGGAGAAACCGUACAUCUGCAAAGUGUGCGGGAAGCUUUUCCGCUUCGGCGGGCAUUUGACCGUUCACUUGAGAACCCACACAGGUGAGAAGCCGUGUUGCUGUAACGUGUGUGGUAAAUCAUUCAGUGACUGCAGCAGCAUGUCCAGACACAUGAGGACUCACACUGGGGAGAAGUCGUAUGCUUGUGAAGUGUGUGAUAAGUCUUUCAGGCAGAGGAACGAUUUGACCCGUCAUCAUAGAACUCACACAGGAGAGAAACCUUUCCAGUGUCUGGCUUGUGGUAAAGGUUUUGUCCAGAAAACAACCUUGAGGUAUCACAUGAUGACCCACACCGGAGAGAAGCCUUACCCCUGUCAGCUAUGCAGCAAAUCCUUCAGACAGAGAAACGAUCUGACCCGUCACCUUAGAACCCACACAGGAGAGAAACCAUAUAGCUGUGCAUUAUGCGACAAGCCUUUCAGACAGAGUAAUGACUUGGCUCGUCACAUGAAGACUCACACAGGUGAGGAUCUAAGCCGUGUGGUUGAUCAGUCAGAUUAAGGUGGACUGAUGUGUGAAGAACUGAACCUAGAGAUGAUCUGGAAACUUCAAGAUAAAGACCAUUUAUUAUUAUUAACAGCUGAAAGUCAGUAGUGCGCAGCAGCUACUGUCGUUAGCGUAGUUGUCCUUGGUUCAAUUCCUGGUCUCUGUUUCUUCUCCCUGUUUCUUGUCCACCAACGGUUCAAUAACCAGAAUCAAAAUAUCUGUAAAAGAUUUGAAUUUAUGAACUUUCUCUUUCCACAACUGUCCUGAAAUUGUCUAAGUACAGCAUUUAUGAUUUCUAAUUUCUAUUUAGACGCUAGAUUAAUCUUUCUCCUGCCAGAUACAGUACUGUGGCUUAGUUUAAAAUCAUUCCAAUCUUUUAUAAAACUCCUUUAACAUCAAGAAGCUGUGGCCCAGGAGUUCAGAGAUGAGUCUGAUCCACUUUAAUGUCUCAGAAUGAUAGUUUUUCUAACUGGUUAAGGUCAGGAAACCAGUGUGACCAGCAGCCAGUCUGGCCAGAGGCCGACUUUACUGGGCCGGGCUCCAUGUGUCUGAACGGGACCUUCUGAGGUUCAGGCUGCUGCAUUUGAUGUUUAUUCUGGUGUCUUCACUUUAUUAAUCCAUGAAUUAAAUAAGUGCUUAUCAACAGAUAA